Molecule: messenger RNA, 1438 nt
Organism: Owenia fusiformis
Lineage: Eukaryota; Metazoa; Annelida; Polychaeta; Sabellida; Oweniidae
Source: the annotation of a GenBank genome assembly
ACUGUUUGCAUUACAAUCAAAAAAUGCAAAAUGAUUUUUAUCUUUCUUGCAAAGGGAGCAUAUAUAAUGUUCAUAAUCUAAAUAACACCUUUAGUAUAGCGUCCAGUAAACAGGAUUAGCAUUAUUUACUUUCACGAGGAAAAGAAGGUGGCGAUCAUGUAUAUUAAGGUGCUAUUACAACCAAUCAUAUUGGCUUGUUUAUUAGCUGGCCUAACAGCAGCAUUAUCUAACAAAGGCAAUAUCAGGGUCAGAAGUUCAAGAAACCCUAUGUCACCACCAGGUCCAUUUUGUGUGGAUGUUGUGUUUAUUGUGCAAAACUCAUGCACUAUAGCAGAUGUGUUGCUGGAUGCAGUAAAUCAUAGUAUAAUAAUCUUAGCUGACAUGUUAAAAAGUGAAGGACAAACUAAAAUAGCCUUACUAACAUAUAGCGCAAAAGCUAAGGAACUGAUCCCACUGAAGAGUGCCAGUGAGUUCUUGAGAGACUACAGCAAAAUAGACUUAAGAGGUCUCCCUAAGAAGUCUGCAGCAUGCAAAAAUAUAAUUCAAGCAAAUACAACAGAUGCACUCGCUAUGAUAGACAAUAAUAUGGAAAAGUACUUCCCUGUGACAAAUACGUUCAGUAUAUCCAGGGGGAAAUUGAUCGUACUCUACACUGAUGGUGUCACCUUUACCAGUAAGUUCACUAUUGGGGAAGAACAACCACAUGUAAAAGAAAAGAUAGACAGCCUGCAAUCAAAAGGUGUCAUAUUUGCACCUAUUGAUUAUGACAUUUAUUUUUCCAAACCAAACGAGGUUGAGAAAAAGACGGAAUUUCAUUUGUACACUCAGACAUUAGCCAAAAGAGAAUUUCACAUUAUUGAUUAUUUUAUUAAUCAGUUUAUGAACAGUGUUUUCAAGCGCUAUCAUUGUGCAGAUCUGAAUGCUGUAUGAAUAAAGAACCAUUUGUCUUAGAUAAUAGACUUUAUAUAAGAUGCCAAACAAAAAUGUACAUGUUGAAGUAAGGUCACUGGCGCAGGAGAUGCAUUUAUAUUUUAGGUGCAUCAGUUUUACAAUAGUCCCAUUAGUUGGUAGUUUUAAUCUUCAACAUUUCUUGGUAUUUUGAACAAAAUGUAUUGUAUACUAUAUAUAUAAAGGUGUUGUUGAUAUAGUUCAUUGUUCUGAUUCCUACACGACACUCAUACUCCAAUGAACUGUAAAAAUUUAAAUGUGUAUCAUCGAUCAAAAUAAAAUCAAUGCAAUAAUGCAGUUUUGAGUUAAUCUUGAGUUCUACAAUUGUUGAACCAAUGAAACACUUGCAUCAGAGGGUCAUCCUAGUCCUAUUCUAAGCCAAUCAAACGGUCAUAUUGGUAGGUGUGGUCAUAACGUUACCUGCUCUGAACCAAUCAAACGGUCGCAUUCAUGGGUGGGAUUUGAGUUGAGGUCUCAUUAUCAUCUUACC